Ostertagia ostertagi is the source of this 231-nucleotide messenger RNA. The record is from the annotation of a GenBank genome assembly. Lineage: Eukaryota; Metazoa; Nematoda; Chromadorea; Rhabditida; Trichostrongylidae.
AUGAUGGCUCCUCUCCGUGUGCUUGUCACAGGUGCAGCAGGCCAGAUUGGUUACGCAAUCGUUCUUCAAAUCGCCAAAGGAGACGUGUUUGGAAGGGAUACUCCGGUUGUCCUCGUGCUGCUUGACCUUCCUUCUAUGGCAACCGUUCUUGAGGGAGUACAGUAUGAACUUCAGGAUUGUGCUUUGGCAAAUCUUCUAGGUCUGUUUAAGGUCUUCUAUGUAGCUCUCUGA